UUGACCGCAUAAGCCUAUUGAAGCGUCAUACAUUAGCACUUCCAUUUCGUUAUUCAAUUCAGAAGGACAAGGCAUAAGUCAGAUAACUAAAUAGAAAAUGAGCUCCGCAGGCAACAGAGAUUUUGACGAAAUCUUGAAGGAAAUAGCCAAGGCCCUGCAUAAAAAAGAAGACAUCGAUAAUCUCGGAAAAGCCUUAGGAUUUGGGACCGGAGAUAUUGGUCGCAAAAUUGACGAAAACGCCAAACAAGGAGGGAAUUAUAUGGGAACAUUGGAUUUGCUCAGGACGUGGCGAAAUAAACAAACACCUUCGACGGAAAAUGCGGCAUUGAGGGAGGCACUAUUCAAGGCUGGAUUUGAUAACCUGGCAGCCCAAUAUCUAAUCACUCCCGUAACAGUUGAUAUUCCAACCAUGCUGCCAUCGUCUACCGUGAUACAGGGGGCGAGCUUGAACAGAACGGACCCAAACGUUACGGAGAAGCAACUACUGAAACUGGCAGGUUGCCUCCCUGCAAACUCCUACACGGAUCUCGCCGUUCACUUAGGCGUUAGCUACACCGAACACGACAAUAUAAAGUUGCAAAAUCAGUCAUCACUAAAAGAUGCUAAUUUCAAAAUGUUAAUGAAAUGGAAAUGCAGAGAGAAUGGUGGAAAAGUGAGAGAUCUUGAUGAAGCUUUAAAUAAAGCUGACUGUGGGGGGAUUGUGUACAAAGAUGUGUAACUAUUUCAUGGUAUCCACAAAUGUAUGUAUAAUGAACGCGAUUGCAAAGACUAUAUUGACACAUCAGCCGAAGGGAUUUUCAGAAGCCUUAGUCCAUCACCUAUUGAAAUGUGCGAACAUUACUGCCAGUGACAUAUUACGUAAUGUGAACCUGAUUUCAGUUGGACAAACAAUGCGAUAUUGAAUUUACCCUUAAGCUGAAUUGUCGAAAGUCUUUGCGGUCUCGUCGACAUGGUUAAAGGUAAUACAAAGUUUUGGUAUGGGGUCAUGAAUUUGGUUCAA
Strongylocentrotus purpuratus (purple sea urchin) is the source of this 1000-nucleotide messenger RNA. RefSeq lists its product as uncharacterized. Bases 98 to 718 code for a protein of 206 amino acids. The record is from RefSeq and is a predicted model, not a curated record. Lineage: Eukaryota; Metazoa; Echinodermata; Echinoidea; Camarodonta; Strongylocentrotidae. Gene Ontology annotation, biological process: signal transduction. The transcript is spliced from 4 exons. Gene Ontology annotation, molecular function: protein binding.